AUGACAGAUUCGGAUCCAAACGGUUUGAAGGGCUCGAUUCAUACAAAUUCUGUGACUCCUCAGAGUGGUAUCAUAGCCAAUUCAUCGCCCGAUACUACUUCUUCAGGAACGAAGCAAAUAGAAAGUAGUGCAAAGUUAUUGGAGGAACCACAAAUAAGGAAGAUUUUGAUAUCAGAUUCCAGUUUUGAGAUAUUACUUUAUAGACUGAAGCAGAGUAUCAAAUCAUGUGAUGAGUUUGCCAACUUUAUCAAAAGAAAGCAUAGUUAUGAGGAAAGUUAUGCAAGGGAUCUCAGAAAGACUGCCUCGACUUGCAAAAGCAGCAUUCGAUCCAACUGUGUUUUUGUGAAAGAUUCAUUUAUAGAUAGUUUGAGAAAUGUGAUCAACUAUGAUGAAAGAAUGGUUGCAGAUGUGCGAAGGCCCUAUAUUAAGGCUCUCGAAACGAUGUAUGAUGAGCUUAGUUCAUUAGGAAAUACAUUUGCGCGUUUAAGAAAGCAGCUAAAAGAAGAAGGAAGUAGAAAAGAAAAAGAAGUUAUGGAUGCAAUUUCACAAGCUGAAAAAUCUAGAAACAAGUAUCAAUCGGUGUGCGCCGAUUUGGAAAAACUCCGUAAUUCGGAUCAGUCGCAAAAGAAAAUAACACUUCAGGGCAGGAAGACGGGCCCUCAGCAGGAAGAAGAAUUGAAUAGAAAACUGCACAGUGCGGAUGCAGAUUACAACAAAAAGGCAUAUUAUUCCCAGAAGUGUAAAAACGAGCUUAUAGAAACUGUCAGACCGCGUAUAGCAAAUCAUCUGAAGGAAUUGAUAUUGGAGUUGGAUCAUGCUUUGCAAAUGCAACUUUCUAAAUAUGCUGUUUUUUGUGAAUCAUUAGUCAUCGGAAUGGGGAAUCAAAUCACACCAUUAGGUCAUAACCAUACUGCUAUGCAAGAAGCGGUUUCCUCGAUCGAUGUCGAACGCUCAUUGUACAACUAUAUUAUAAAUAGCAAGGUCGAGCAUAAAGGUUCUUUUACACCUGUGGAAUAUAAACGUCAUGCGGUAUUCGGAAACCUUACGGCAGAUGGAAGUUUUGCGAGGGUUGGUAAUACACCUUCGAGCAGAAUUGUUUCAGGAAAUUCCCAUAUUUCUGAUCCGUCUCCUGCAAAUACAAGUCAAAUAUCUAAAUCAUUUAUACCACAUAGCACUUCACCUUACCGCUAUGGAAAUGAUAAAGAGGUAUCUACUUCAUCCGGAAUUAAAAAUACAAUUGGUCUUAAUGGUCCGCGUCCGCUUUCUGAGUCGUCCAUUUCACAAUCGAACUCUGGCAAUCUGGUCCAGAGUCAGCGGCUUUCUAAUCCAUCUGUUGACCAAAAUGGAGAAGAAAUUCAAGUGGAACCCAAGAUCCCAAAUUUGGGGCCCAAUGCGAAUAACGAGCAAGGAAAACUAUUUGGUAUUUCUAUUGAUAAAGUACCACAUGAUGAUGAGAUGGUCCCAUUGUUUGUUAAAAAGAGCAUACAUAUACUUGAUAAAUAUGGCGUUAAUACCGAAGGUAUUUACCGAUCCAGUCCUAAUAAGAUUCAUAUGGAGCAACUGAAAGAAAUUGUUGAUAGAGACCCAGAAGAUUUAUCUGUUUUAGAUCCUCCCAAUCCUGAAAGCAUUACGAAUGACUAUAUAUGUGUUAUAGCAUCCUUACUAAAGAAAUUUUUCGCUAUGCUUCCGGAGCCCCUUUUAACGUUUGAACAAACCGAAAAUUUUCUCAAAGCUGGACAGAUUGAGGAUAUAAAGACAAUGCAUCUUCAGCUUCAUAGGAUUGUUUUUGAACUUCCAGACGCUGACUAUUUUACACUCAGAGAUUUGCUUUUUCAUUUCAUUCACAUCAGUCAAAUUCCGAGGGUCAGAAUGAGUGUAAGAAAUUUGGCAAUUGUCUGGUCUAAUAAUUUAUUUACACAGAAUUCAGAUUCAGGACCCGAACAGCUGCAUCUGAAGCAAAGAGUUAUCGAAGAAUUGAUACAUGCUGCACCUGAUAUUUUUAAUCCUAUUGAGAAUAACGAGGGCUAG
This is a messenger RNA of Brettanomyces bruxellensis, 2028 nucleotides long. RefSeq lists its product as uncharacterized. Bases 1 to 2028 code for a protein of 675 amino acids. Gene Ontology annotation, cellular component: cytoplasm. NCBI's taxonomy places the organism in Eukaryota, Fungi, Ascomycota, Pichiomycetes, Pichiales, Pichiaceae. The transcript has a single exon. Gene Ontology annotation, biological process: signal transduction; regulation of GTPase activity. The record is from RefSeq and is a predicted model, not a curated record.